Meloidogyne enterolobii is the source of this 483-nucleotide messenger RNA. The record is from the annotation of a GenBank genome assembly. Lineage: Eukaryota; Metazoa; Nematoda; Chromadorea; Rhabditida; Meloidogynidae.
AUGUCGGAUAUUGCUACAACACAAUUUAAUGACGCACAAAAUUACAUUAAUGACCCAAAUAUUGAAAUUGCCUGGGCAAUAAAAGCUAGUGAAUAUUCUUCUGUUCAUAUGAAUAUUUUAAUGUCAGUGGAUACAACAAAAUUAAAAUUAAAUAAAUUUCAAGAAGAUGUUUACAAAUAUUUUAGAGAAGUAUUUCCUGAUAUGGACGUUUUUGAGAUAAAUGAGGUUCAAUUAAAAGGAGAAAAUAAAGAAAAAUGGAGACAAUUUUGUGAACAUUUUAGAGAAACUGUGGAUGAUUACAAUUUUGGAACAAUGUUGAGGAUAAAAGCGGAUGGAAUUUAUGACGAAGCAAAUACUAUUAUUACACAAAAGGUAAUUUUCAUAGCAAUUGAGGGUGCUCGUAAUAUUGAAGGAAUAAACGAGAAAUUUAAAGAAAAAUACAAAUUAUUAUAUAAUCAAAAUAAUUCUGAUGGAAAUGCUUAA